GCACCGGGCCAGAAGUGUCAUUUUGAGGUCAUGCGUAGUCUAAGUCACGCCGCAUAUGCACAACGCCCAAACAGCAGGCUAUCUCUGCGCAGUCCUAUUUCUUCCAAUCUUAACGCAUAUAUAGUUACGAGAUUAUAAAAUCCGUACAUUUUGCUGGUAAACUCGUUCGUCAUCAGCUCACUCUCCGCAACGACAUCGUCGUUCAUUCAACUGCAACAACCCGGACCACGUGACCCCGACCCCAAGCUUCGACAUCGCCAAUCUCCAACUCUCCAAACUACCGGCUUGCCCUCCAACCACCGCGCCUAUUCGACCUUGAAGCGGUCGCUAAAGUAUAUCCCUCCUGGCCUAUUGGAUGCCCCAUGAUGGGUCUGGCAGCGUCAUGAGCACUGGCCGCCUCCGCAACGAGGCCAUCGCCACGCCCACACCGUACCCUGACUCUCGCACAGGCGUCCUUCCCUACCUCCCCGAAGAGCUCCCCGAUCGGGCGCCACGAAGCAAUGCGGCAACGGCGGCAUCGGCAGCAGGUGUUCGAGCACUAAGCGCGCAGCUCGUGGCCUUCUACUUCCGUGCGCCAGCCAAGGCGUUCUUCCGAACACGUGUCGACUAUCUGGCAUACGCGCGAACCGUCCACCAAGCGCAGAUCCAGCAACUCAUCAAGGCGGCUGCCAACGACACGUCGAGCUCCCGAUUCACAUCGUGCAUGCGCCAGGUAUGGCUGUGGAUGCGAGGCACCACUCCCGGCGUGCUCACAUCUGCAAUCAGACAAGAAGGCUGGAGCAUUGUGCCGAACCAAAUCCUACCACCGCUGCUGGCGAACAUUGGCGUUGGUGCUGUCCUGUACACAAGCUACCUACACAUACUGGGCAACUUACAUGAAGAGAGCAAAAAGGCCACGAAGCGCGUAUACCCCCCGCCGUCUCCGUCGCAGACAUUCACAGCAGGCUUCCUCGCAGGCGGCAUCCAGAGUGUUCUUGCAGCCCCGUUGGACGCUCUUCAGGCAAGAUACGACCACAGAGACGUCAUGGAAAAGGAUGGUAGCGGCCGACCACGCAAUAUGUGGGCGUUUGGCGGAGAAAAGUUGCGCGAGAUUGGAGCCCGAGGAGUCUUUGCUGGAUGGGGGCUCUCCUUUGCCAAAGACAGCUUGGGCAGCGCCAUGUUUUUCACCACCUUUGAGUAUAUCAAAGCACAGGGUUAUUACAACUUUAUCAAAUGGUACUAUGCGGACCUCAAUGACGAUAUUAUCGACCUUCUGGCCCUCAAACGGCCGACGAAUAAAGACGACGAGGACAAAAAGGUCAUUCGGCCACACUAUGCUAUAGAGCCUAUGUUCCUGCUGCUAGCUGGCUCGUCUGCAUCGCUAGGUCAGCAGAUUCUUCUGCACCCUCUUACGCAUUUCCAAGUCAAGUAUUGGGAUCAUUUGGAAGAGCUAGACGCCAAGGCGGCGAGAUAUAGAGCAUCGGCGCCGGCGGAGCCGCGAGUUCGCUUUAGAAUGAUGCGAGCAUAUUAUCACGCAUACCAAGAGACAUUUGCAAGCUGUGCUGCCGAGGCAGCCAGCGAGGGCUUGAGUUUGAACAAAUGGCUGUACCGCGGGUUCUGGUGGAAUGCCAUUCGCCAAGUACCAAGUACGAGCGCAGGGUUAAUUAUCUUUGAGCUGAUUAGACGAAAGUACGGCUUCGGAUCAGAAGAAGUCCGUAUUACAAAGGACGGUUAUGAUAUUUUGGUGAAUUAGAUGCAUUGACAUAGAGCAAGCAUGGAUGUACUAUUACUAACAGUUGGCAUUCGUAUUUACCGCGACAAGAUGCUUUUUUGUAUAUAUGGUGAUAUAGCAACAGCUGGUGGGAUGUUAUAUAGGAUUCAUACUCUCUGCUUUUUUUAUUUAUUUACCUUCUUUGUAAUUUUUUGAAGGCUGCGGAAAGCUCAUCGUGCUAUUGCUCAAAUUUAC
Messenger RNA from [Torrubiella] hemipterigena, 1945 nucleotides. The record is from the annotation of a GenBank genome assembly. Lineage: Eukaryota; Fungi; Ascomycota; Sordariomycetes; Hypocreales; Clavicipitaceae.